Messenger RNA from Uloborus diversus, 529 nucleotides. Its product is annotated as 60S ribosomal protein L35-like. Gene Ontology annotation, cellular component: ribosome; cytosolic large ribosomal subunit. Gene Ontology annotation, biological process: translation; maturation of LSU-rRNA from tricistronic rRNA transcript (SSU-rRNA, 5.8S rRNA, LSU-rRNA). Gene Ontology annotation, molecular function: mRNA binding; structural constituent of ribosome. The transcript is spliced from 3 exons. NCBI's taxonomy places the organism in Eukaryota, Metazoa, Arthropoda, Arachnida, Araneae, Uloboridae. The record is from RefSeq and is a predicted model, not a curated record. Bases 132 to 503 code for a protein of 123 amino acids.
GUGAAAAUCAAAAUGAAAACCUAGUUUGUACAUAUAAGUGGCAACAUCGCAACUUGCCUUGUACUGAAAGUGGUACCGUAGUGUUAAAAUUGUAAAUAUUAAUCUAAAACUUCGGAAAUCUAAAAUUAAGGAUGGUCAAAGUUAAAGCUCGAGAACUUCGUGGUAAGAAAAAGGAAGAGGUUGAAAAGCAAUUAGAGGAAUUGAAACAAGAACUUGCAGCGUUAAGGAUAGCUAAAGUGACUGGUGGUGCUGCUUCUAAGCUGUCAAAAAUAUAUAUCGUGCGGAAGUCUAUUGCCAGAGUUUUGACAGUAAUCAACCAGAACACAAAGGAAAAUUUAAAGAAAGCAUUCAAGAAUAAGAAGUACAAGCCCACUGAUCUUAGGCCGAAAAAGACCAGGGCAAUGCGUAGGGAACUUACACCUCAUCAAAAAAAUUUAAAGACCCCUAAAGAAUUGAAGAAGAUGCGAUCAUGGCCACAAAGGAAAUAUGCUGUAAAGGCAUAAUUUCAUUAAAGCUUAUUUCAAACUUU